AUGCAAUUCAUCUGGAGUCGCCUGCUGAUUGACGCGCGUGGCUCGGGAUUUAUCCAGAAUGCGCUCUUUCUUACGGCCUUGUCGGCACCCGCCCAGCAAAACGACUCGACGGCGGACAAUCGAGUCAACAUCCUGUCGACGCUGCAUCUGCUGAGUCGCCUCGCUCGGAGGCCCUGGCCUCGGCCACAAUGCGUGAUCACAAAUGUGACACACAUCUUCGGGCCACCUGCACUUAGGGGUAAGGUCGGCCUGCCGUGCGUGGGUCGAGGUGGUGCUCCACCCACAGUGACCACCGGUGUCACCGCACUGGCGACUACCAGGAAGGCCCCACCGUCACGGGCCAGCCCCGGCGCUGCUCCAUCGAGGAAUGCCGCCGUCGAGCCUUGGCCCGACGCCCUUGCAAAACGCUAA
Molecule: messenger RNA, 411 nt
Organism: Gaeumannomyces tritici R3-111a-1
Lineage: Eukaryota; Fungi; Ascomycota; Sordariomycetes; Magnaporthales; Magnaporthaceae
Exons: 2
Coding region: 1-411 (136 amino acids)
Source: RefSeq, a predicted model, not a curated record